AUGGCUGGGGUCAACUCCAGGCAGCAGAGAUCUGUCCUGCUCCAGCAGCUGGGGCUCAGCCUGGUCACAUCAGCUCUGGAAGGGAGCCUCGACAACAGAGAGACCGGGGCGGAUGCUAGCCAGGCUGGAGGCAGGGAUGGAGGGGUUGGAGCGGAUGGAGGCAUUGAGCAACAAGCAGCUUUCCCUAGAUGCUGUCUUCACAAACACAAUAACUCUUCUCCCCAAGUGUUUCAGGAGGAGAGGCUGGACAGCAAGCAGAAAGGGGGCAGGCUCUCUGAGGAGAAUCACGAGGAGGGCUCGCCAAGGGUGACCAGGAAUAAUGGGGGUGAGGAGCUUCCCUCCUCUGACUCCCUAAAGACAGACGAGGGCCUCUGCCUGGAGAGAGGAGGCGUAGAGGAGGUGGAGAAGAAGUAUUAGACAGGGGGAGUAGUAAUACAAGAAGAGAUACAGCUGCCUAGCCAAUCAGAUAGUACUGUGGGAAGGACGCGGGAGGAUGGGGGAGAGGGUCACACAGAGGGUUCUCUGGUGAAUGGAGGGAUCGUGUUUAAAGUGAAAGUGGGAAAGGAGGGAGAAGAGGAUGAGGAUCAGAAGAUGGAUGUAGUGGUGAAGAGUGAGCAGGUGAACUCCUCCUAUCCAGACACACCAGGUGUGUCCAGUGAUCCUCCAUUCCCAUCCGAGGACACUGGUGAUCAUCAGGAUGAGCCAGCAAACGAUGAGAAAGACAUACUCAGCCCAAAGGGAGAUGACACAAGCUCAUCCAACCCCCAAUCUAGCUCCGAUCCUCAGACAGAGACAGACCCACUCCAAGACAACAUGGAUGGAGGAGAUGGGUCGUCUGACAACGAGGGCCUAGAUAGCAACCAAGACCUGGGCCUUUCCUGCAUUCUCAACCCCAUAAGUCAGCUUGGCAGUGGGCCAUUAGGAGAGGACAGCCUCCCAAACACCACCAUCAGUGAGUCUCAGGCAGAAAGCAAUGAGGCUGUUAGGUCACUUCAAAGCUUAGAGGCAACAAACGCCUCCUCUUUCUGCUCUGCGUCCUCUUCCUCCCUUAUGUUCCCAGUAACCUCUGUCCCCUUCCAGCAGCUCCUCGCCGGCGAUGGCCACAGUUUCAGCGAAGGCUUCAUCCUCCAGCCCACCCAGACUCAGGACAUUCUAGGGGGCUUCCUAAGGGGAGUCAGGCCAGAUGUUGGCACCUUGGGCAGCCUCAGUCUGAGCACCUCCCUCUCCCGAACCACCAGGGCUGACAUAGCUGGAGUAGGGGGUAGUUUAGGGGCGCCAGCUAACUGUCGCAUUGCCCCUAAAGUAACCCCCAACUGAAGGCCAGAUAGACAGCCAGUCUCAGGAUGCCUCUUCAUCCUCCGGUCCAGUAGGGGGUGAAGCUGUUCCUCGGCCUGCCCUCACCAGAGCAUCAGAGAAUGUACUGUAUAAAUGUAAGAAGGCCUAGACGGAGCACAACAUCCUGGUAGUAGAGGGGGCCAGGAAGUACGCCUGCCGGAUCUGCUGUAAGACCUUCCUGACCCUGACAGACUGUAAGAAACACAUCCGGGUCCACACAGGGAAGAAGCCCUACGCCUGUCUCAAGUGUGGCAAACGCUUCAGUCAGUCGUCCCACCUAUACAAACAUUCUAAGACCACCGGUCUGCGCUGGCAGAACAGCCACCUGCCUGCCACGUUGCUUUGA
Molecule: messenger RNA, 1681 nt
Organism: Coregonus sp. 'balchen'
Lineage: Eukaryota; Metazoa; Chordata; Actinopteri; Salmoniformes; Salmonidae
Source: the annotation of a GenBank genome assembly